AUGUAUUCCGCAGGGCUGUCUCUGGGCCUUGCCGCAGCGUGGCUUGCAGGAGUUUGCCAGGGCCGAGACACGACAUUAGCCAGCCAAUUCGUCUCAUCAUUACAACAUGGCGUCGCCUUCGAUGAGGUGGCAAUGCAAAGGCGUAAUCUCUCGACAGUCUUGGAUCAGAUACCCUCGUGCGCAAAACCAUGCAUUGAACAUGUCACAACCAAAGAGGCCUGCGCCGACGCAACCUGUCUCUGCAGCAACACCACGACGAGAAAUACGGUCGAGUCGUGCGUCCAGGCCGCGUGCACCAUGGCUGAGGGCAUCACCACCAUGAAUCAAACCCAGGCCACGUGCGACCUCCCGCCGCGCGACCGCGCCACCUCAUUCGACGUCACGUCCAUUACGCUCUGCGCCAUCACUGGCGUCAUGGUCUUUGCGAGGCUCAUCUUCAAAGUCUUUUACAGCUACACCGGCAAGCUCGGCCGCGACGACUGCUUCAUCAUCAUCUCCAUCUGCGUCGGCCUGCCCUGCACAAUCAUCAACAGCGUCGGCCUCACCCGCCACGGCCUCGGCAAGGACGUCUGGACCCUGACGCCCGACGUCAUCGAGACGUUUGGCCGCUACUUUUACGCCCAGCAGAUCCUCUACCUCUUCCUCGUCACCACCAUCAAGCUCAGCCUGCUCUUCUUCUACCUGAGCAUCUUUCCCGGCACCGGCGUCCGCGCCGUGCUCUGGCUGACCAUGGCCGUCACGGGCCUCUUUGGGCUGACCUUUAUGCUGCUGUCCGUGUUUCAGUGCAUGCCCGUCGCCUUUUACUGGAUGCGCUACGUCCAGCCCAUCGAGGGCCACUGCACGAGAAUCAACCUGCUGGGGUGGAUACACGGCGGCGUCAGCACCGCCAUUGACGUGUGGAUGAUUGGCAUCCCGCUGUUUCAGAUUCGCAAGCUGGAGCUGCACUGGAAGAAAAAGGUCGGUGCGACCAUCAUGUUCCUCACCGGCAGUUUUGUCACCGUCGUUUCAGCGCUGCGGCUACGAUCGCUCAUUUACUUUGCCAACUCCAUCAACCCGACCUGGGAUGAAUUGCCCUUGGCGCUAUGGUCCACUAUUGAAAUCAAUGUCGGUCUCAUGUGCGCCUGCUUGCCGACAUUGAGGCUCAUCCUGGUGCGGAUAUGGCCCCGCGUGUUUGGUAGCACGCUGCGCUCUGCGUCCGAGAGGUCCGCCGUGUCGCACGCCACAAACGCGUCUGCACGCAAAGCAAAGCUCCGCAUGACCAGCGUCGACACGGAAGAGUCGCCCAUCACUCCCCGUUUACAGGAGGCUGACACGGCAUAUGAGCUCGAGGCCAAAUACCCUACGUGGGAAGACCGCGAUGAUACCGAUAAUGCCGAAAACGUCCCGAUAGAGGACGCUUGCCAUGCUAGAUAG
Messenger RNA from Beauveria bassiana ARSEF 2860, 1413 nucleotides. RefSeq names its product CFEM domain-containing protein. Bases 1 to 1413 code for a protein of 470 amino acids. The transcript has 3 exons. Lineage: Eukaryota; Fungi; Ascomycota; Sordariomycetes; Hypocreales; Cordycipitaceae. The record is from RefSeq and is a predicted model, not a curated record.